Apus apus (common swift) is the source of this 1604-nucleotide messenger RNA. RefSeq lists its product as uncharacterized. Gene Ontology annotation, cellular component: membrane. The transcript has 5 exons. Lineage: Eukaryota; Metazoa; Chordata; Aves; Apodiformes; Apodidae. The record is from RefSeq and is a predicted model, not a curated record. Bases 594 to 1286 code for a protein of 230 amino acids.
CGGGCCGGUCUCCGCGCUGCCCCGGCGGGCGAGCAGCGGGCUGGGUCCGCCGGUUGUAGCAGCCCCUGGGCCGCCCAGCAGGUGGUACCAGGGCUCGGUACCGGCGAUACCCCCGCUGGCCUGAGGAGGUGCCAGCUGCUCGCCUGGGCUGCUGCGGAGAGGAGCGGCUGGCGAGGUGCGGAGUUUGUCUUCUCAAAGCAAGAGAGCCCAAGCGAGCCCUCGCACCCUGCUGGGCAGCGGGAACCUCGGAGGGGAUGGGAAAGCAGCGGGGGCUGAAGGGAAGAUGGCACAUCUUUAUCCGGAAGCAUCAGAAAAGGUGUCCUGAGCAGCUGCCUGGCAGCAGCGUGAGGCUUUCCCCAGAAGCCGCUCCCGGUGCGCGCCGCGGCUGCGCCCCGCCAGGAGGAGGUGUGCCCUGGAGAACGUGUGCCCGGCCGUGGGACUGGCCCCUCGGCAGCACCUGCGGCUCGCUGGCUGCUGGUGCCCUUCUCCCUGCUCUCUCCUGCUCAGGACGCGCUGCCCUUCCCUCCCCUGGAGACCCACGGAGCCGCUUCCCGGUCCCUGCCUGCGGGGCCUGACGUGUGGAUGAAAGCAGAAUGGAUCGCUACCGGUACUUCGUCUUCAACCAGAGGAGCAUGGUCAUGCUGGGGCUGUUCCAGAUCGCCCUCAGCACAGUGUGCGUUGUCAGCGGGUUCACAGAUGGCAUUUUCAGGAUGGAGUCUCAGCUGGGCAAAACCAGAGCUCCAGUGUGGGCUGGGAUGGUGAUGGGAGUCCCAGGUGUCCUGGCUUUGAUUUCCUCGCAGAGGAAGAAUCCAGUUCUGGUGAAUGUGCUGAUAGUUGCUUCUCUGCUCUCUUGUGUUGCCAUCCUCAUUGUUAUAGUUUAUAGCUCCCUCACACUGAACUAUGGUGAAGAGGAGGAGCUGAGCUCUGCCCCAGUCCAUGUUAUCCAUACAAAGUUUGUACUUAAUAAAGUAGUCAAGGGUGCUAACCUAGCCAUGCUAGCUGCAUCCAUCAGCAGCGUGUUUGUUGUGCUGGUGAUGGCUUCCCUGGGGUGCCGGAGCCUUCCGCGCUGCUCCUGCUACAACAGCGUCACUGGGAUGGUCCUGGAGGCAAAAGUUUUAACUUCCCAGAUCAGUUUCCAUCCCAGGACUUGGAUGCAGAGGAAGACUCAUCCAAACCCCCACCAUACAUCAGGAUGGCUUGAGAAAGCAGUUGAACAUUUUAAAGCUACUAGUCUAAAAAUGUGGCUAGACAGAGGUAAGAAGUUCUUCGUCUUUGAAGAUGGUUAAGCACUUUUCGUUGGCCUUUUGAAAAACACACACAGAAAGAGAGAUCUAUUGAAUGCCCAACAUUCAGCAGAGAUGACAGUGCCAAGGAAGAUAUCUGCAGACUCUUUUGAACAUUCCGACUUUGUAUAGUGAAAAUACCUCAUUGUCUCUGGAAAGUGUGAGCAUUUUUUCCUCCAGCUUUUGUACGUAAAUAAGGUUUUAUUCCACAAGAAUUCAUCAUGCAGUUUGUCUACCAGUGCUAGUCUUAAACAUUCAUAUAUUAAAUAUUAUUAAUUUGUAAAAUAAACUGGUUGUGGAAUAUUUCACCCUGCCACCUGC